Molecule: messenger RNA, 4114 nt
Organism: Xenopus tropicalis (tropical clawed frog)
Lineage: Eukaryota; Metazoa; Chordata; Amphibia; Anura; Pipidae
Gene: clcn1
Product: chloride channel, voltage-sensitive 1
Exons: 23
Coding region: 728-3556 (942 amino acids)
Biological process (GO): transmembrane transport; chloride transport; chloride transmembrane transport
Cellular component (GO): membrane; plasma membrane
Molecular function (GO): chloride transmembrane transporter activity
Source: RefSeq, a predicted model, not a curated record
CCCCUGUACCCCCAGUCUCAUCCAUUCUAACACCCUUGACUGCCUUGCACUCUGUGAUCCCUCUCUGUUUCUGGCAUCUCUCGCUCAAGUGCCUUUCCCUUGGCUUCUUGUCCAUCUGUCACUCUCUUUCUUGGCCUUGGCUCACUCUCCUGCACUCUAAUUCCAUAUUUCCAACCCUCUUUCUCAGCUCUUCCUUUCCUUGCACCCCAUGAUUUUCUCAACCCCCCUCUUUCCAUCUGUUGCACCCACAGUGCCCUUAGUCUCACUCUCACCCCUCUCUUAACUCUCUCUUUCUUGCCCUGUCUCGCUGUCCCUGUGUGACUGUCACUUCCCUCACCCACACGUCUCUGGCUCCUUGGCUGAUAUUUAAUAUCUCAGGUUUUGCAAGCGGUCACGUGGCGGUCUAUAUAUAUCUAGAUCCCAUAUACCUGUGCUUGCAACCUUCUUCCAGAUGCCUCUAGUGGAGCCCACAAGGGACAGACCAACGAGUGGAUAAGACUGUCAGUGUGAGAGAGCUGCAGGAGUCAUAGAUAGGAAGAGACUGUUGGGGUGCAGAGAGGUACCUAAUAAAUAUGGAGACCUGCUGAAAAGUGACCUCUGGAAUUAGAGUCCAAUUCUGAAAAGCAAAGGAGAGGUUUCUGAGGAGAGAGAGAAAGAGACAGCCAGUGAGUAGGGUGAGAGUGAGUGAAUGUCUAUGAGGGAAUAGGGACGGGAAUGAUUGACAGGGAUGAGCAAAGACAGGCGCUUAUCUCUCAUGGAGGAUCCCAAGGCAAAUGAAGGCAAUGAGCGCAAGUCAGGCUGGUGGGGAGACGACCCCCAGUACCAAUAUAUGCAACUGCGAGACUGCUCCAGCUAUGGGAUCCCCAGCGAGACAUCACCCCCUCCUCUGCAGGAAACUCUGGAGGAGCAGCCCCCAUCUCAGAAACAGACCUAUGGACAUUACACGGAGGAGCUCUCCCAAUUCGCACGGAAAGAAGCAGUGAAGUUGCUGCAGGAGAAGCAGAGAGCGGAACCCACCAAACCCCCCGAUGUCCAGAAGGAAUGUUACUCCAAGUGCCACAGAUGUAUCCAGCGGCUGAAGCAGUACAUUAUAAAGAAACUUGCAGAAGACUGGAUUUUCCUGGUUCUGUUGGGGUUUGUGAUGGCGAUUGUCAGCUGGAGUAUGGACUACGCCAGUUCCAAGAGCCUUCUGGCCUACAGGUGGAUGUACGAGUCCCUGUCUCCCAACGUCUGGAUCCAGUAUCUGGCCUGGGUCUCCUACCCGCUCAUCCUCAUACUCUUUGCUGCAGUCUUCUGCCAUGUUGUGUCUCCGCAGGCCAUCGGUUCGGGGAUCCCGGAGCUGAAGGUGAUACUCCGGGGGGUGGUGCUGAAGGAAUAUCUGACCCUAAAAGCUUUUGUGGCCAAAGUGAUUGGUCUGACGGCCUCGCUGGGGAGCGGGAUGCCCCUGGGUAAGGAGGGCCCGUUUGUGCACAUCGCCAGUAUCUGCUCCGUGGUACUUAGCAAGUUCAUGUCGGUGUUUUGCGGCGUUUACCAGCAAGCUUAUUAUUACACCGACGUUCUCACUGUGGGAUGUGCCGUUGGGGUUGGAUGCUGUUUCGGAACCCCCCUGGGAGGUGUUUUGUUCAGCAUUGAGGUGACCUCUUCUUAUUUUGCGGUAAGGAACUACUGGCGCGGUUUCUUCGCUGCCACCUUUAGUGCCUUCAUGUUCCGAGUAUUCGCCGUGUGGAACAAGGAUGCAGUUACCAUCACAGCUCUCUUUCGUACCAAUUUCCGCAUGGAGUUUCCCUUUGACCUCCAGGAACUCCCGGCAUUCGCUGUGAUUGGAAUCUGCUCUGGAUUCCUUGGUGCUUUCUUUGUGUUCAUGAAUCGGCAAGUGGUGGAAGGGAUCCGAAGCAACCAGACCCUGAGCAGCUUCCUCAGUCGUUAUCGUUUCAUCUAUCCGGCCGCCGUUACCUUCUGCAUUGCGACUCUCACCUUCCCGCCGGGCUUUGGGCAGUAUAUGGCUGGAGCGCUCAUGCCUCGGGAGAGUAUCAGUGUCCUGUUUGAUAACCACACGUGGACAAAAUAUUCGGGGGACCCCUCAGAGCUCGGCCGUUCUGCUGCUUUCGUCUAUCCCAAUGUCUUCAUCACUCUGCCGCUCUUCUUCGUCAUGAAGUUCAUGAUGUCGGUCAUCGCUACUACAAUGCCAAUACCCUGUGGCACCUUCAUGCCAGUCUUUGUGCUCGGGGCGGCCUUUGGGCGGUUAGUCGGGGAGCUAAUGGCUUAUCUCUUCCCCAAUGGGAUUCUCUUCGAUGGGAUUGUCUACAAGAUCGUCCCUGGAGGCUACGCAGUGAUUGGAGCUGCAGCUCUGACAGGGGCUGUCACACACACCGUAUCCACCGCCGUGAUCUGCUUUGAGCUGACCGGGCAGAUCUCUCACAUCCUUCCCAUGCUGAUCUCCGUCAUUAUGGCCAAUGUUGUUGCCCAGAAUCUUCAGCCAAGUUUGUACGACUCCAUCAUCCAGACCAAGAGGCUGCCAUACCUACCGGAUCUUUCCUCGUGCCAUGUUAGUAAAUACAACAUCUUUGUAGAAGACAUCAUGGUCCGAGACAUCCAUUACAUCACGUCAUGCUGCUCCUAUGGAGACCUGCUGAAGGUCCUGCAAAGCUGCACCCACAAAACGAUGCCCCUGGUGGAGUCAGCAGAUAGUAUGGUCCUACUGGGCUCCGUGGAAAGGUCCGAGAUCACUGCCCUGUUGGAGAGACUCCUCAGUCGAGAGCGAAGGGAGCAUCUUGCAUCUCCACCGUACAGAGGGCAAAGGGCUGCCGAUGUAGCAGGAAAAAGAGACUCGUUCAAAUAUGUGGAUGAGGAAGAGACGGCGGGUGAAGAGGAAGAGAAGAAAGAGCCUGUUGAAGAAUGCAAUGGUCCCAUCCCCUCAAAUAAUACAGUGGAGCCUCCGAGCCCCCCGGCACAGCCAGAAAGUUCCUGCGGAAGGUUUCGUGCUGCAAUUCACAGAAUCUUCUGCAGCUCUGAGGAGCCGAAACCACAAGAUACACCACAGGAACCGGAGCCUGAGGAAACAAUGACACCCGAAGAGAUCGCUGUGUGGGAGCAGCAGGAACUUGCCCGACCGGCUUCAUUCGACAGUUGCCUGAUUGACCCGUCACCAUUCCAGCUUGUGGAGCGAACGUCCCUUCAUAAGACUCACACUCUCUUCUCACUCCUCGGCCUCAGUCAGGCCUACAUCACCCACGGGGGCAAACUCAGAGGAGUCAUCGCUUUGAAAGAGCUGCAAAAGGCCAUUGAAGGAACGGCCCAAUCAGGGGUUCGCCUGCGCCCCCCUUUGGCCAGUUUUCGGGACGGCAGGAGGUCGAUGUCCCAGAAGAAUUCCCACAGACCAGCGCCCAAGUCGCCCCCUUCCCCUGACCCUUCCAUGCUGCCCGAUGACCCCACAAACCUGGCCACGCCAGACUCGGAGCUGGACGAUCUAUCAGGGCAGGGGUCAGAGAACGUCUCCCAAAUUCUCAAGGACUUCCAUGUCUCCACCGAGCACAGUGAUGAAGAUGCGCCGCUGUAGCCUUCGGCCUCCUUAUGAUUCUGUGACUCUUGCCCCCCUCACAGGAACCUGUUGGCACCAUGGAUACCCCCUAUUGACUGUUUACAAUGUCCCCCCCACACCCCACCCCCAAGGAACCUCAUGGCCCAACCCAUGGUGCAAAUAUACAUGGAAUCCAAUCACUCCACAACCACCAGGGCAGAUAUGGCACCAACCUACCACCCAAUGGGCGCGACCCGUUCUGUCGUCAUCAUGUGAUCACCCAGUCAUACAAGUAGGGUACCAGCCAAAUACUAUAAGGAUUUCCCAUCUACUAUAGGGGCACUAAUGCUAUCUAGUAUAGGGGCACUGAUGCUAUCUAGUAUAGGGGCACUAAUGCUAUCUAGUAUAGGGGCGCUGAUGCCAUCUAGUAUAGGGGCACUAAUGCUAUCUAGUAUAGGGGCACUGAUGCCAUCUAGUAUAGGGGCACUGAUGCUAUCUAGUAUAGGGGCACUAAUGCUAUCUAGUAUAGGGGCACUAAUGCUAUCUAGUAUAGGGGCACUAAUGCUAUCUAGUAUAGGGGCACUGAUGCUAUCUAGU